Messenger RNA from Ctenopharyngodon idella (grass carp), 3169 nucleotides. It is a transcript of the gene slc24a5, whose product is annotated as solute carrier family 24 member 5. Lineage: Eukaryota; Metazoa; Chordata; Actinopteri; Cypriniformes; Xenocyprididae. Gene Ontology annotation, cellular component: membrane. Bases 554 to 2095 code for a protein of 513 amino acids. Gene Ontology annotation, molecular function: calcium channel activity; calcium, potassium:sodium antiporter activity. The record is from RefSeq and is a predicted model, not a curated record. The transcript has 9 exons. Gene Ontology annotation, biological process: intracellular calcium ion homeostasis; calcium ion transmembrane transport; melanocyte differentiation.
GGAAAGAAUGCAUUGAUGCAACAUAAUAGAAUAAAUAUUUUCCAAAUAAUAUUAUACGCAUAUUUAUAAUAUUAAUUUUUCACAAUAAUAAUUAGAUAUUUAUGCAUAAAAAUAUAUAGUUGCUUUUUAAAUUUGAGGAUGGGGAUGAUCAUAUUUGGGGCUCUGAAGACUGAAACCCCUGAAGUCAGUCCAGGACCAGUGACGCUCCUGGUUAAAUUCAUCCGAUCACAUCCAGCAAAAUAACAAGAGGACAAAAUAUGAAUAAUUCAUCAGUCAUCUCAAUGAUGAGUAUGUAUAAGCCAUAAAUUAUGUGCACAGAUUCAGUGUGCGCAAAUCGAUUUAUCUCCUUAAGAGGCACAUAAUUUUGCAUGAUAACAUUUGUAUUUGUCAAACUCUUUCAGCCCUGAAGGCUUGAGACUCGUUCAUGCAGAAUAAUGAGUCUCGUGAUACACACACACACACACACACACACACACACACUCACAGUCCAGGAAUAAACUUCAGCUCCUACGGCUCCAUGAAUCUCCUCAAGCAUCAGUAAUCGGUGGGAACGAUGAGGAAAGACACGGUUCUUCACCGGAGGAAGAGGAGAGAUGUUCUGCUCUAUAUCAUCGCUGUAGUUUUGCUUAUAUUUGCAGCGAUUCAUCUCGUCUUCUACGUCGGAAAGAGUUUUCGGGGUUCGGCUGCUGCGAGAGUCCGUCGGGAUGUUGAAAAUGCGAGCGACUGCAUCCCGCCGCAGUCCUCUGAGUUUCCCGAAGGAUUCUUCACGCUCCAGGAGAGGAAAGACGGAGGGAUUCUGAUUUACUUCAUGAUCAUCUUCUACAUGCUUCUGGCCGUCUCCAUCGUGUGUGAUGAUUAUUUCCUGCCGUCUCUCGAGGUCAUCAGCGAGCGUCUCGGUCUCUCACAAGAUGUUGCUGGAGCCACUUUCAUGGCAGCGGGAAGCUCGGCGCCGGAACUCGUCACUGCGUUUCUGGGUGUGUUUGUGACUAAAGGAGAUAUCGGCGUGAGCACCAUCAUGGGAUCGGCCGUGUAUAACCUCCUGUGCAUCUGUGCUGCGUGUGGCCUCUUGACCUCUGUGACGGCUCGUCUCACCUGCUGGCCGUUGUUCAGGGACUGUGUCGCUUACGCCAUCAGCGUCGCCGCAGUCAUUGCCAUAAUCUCAGAUAACACAGUUUACUGGUAUGACGGCGCGUGUCUUCUGCUGGUGUACGGCGUGUACGUGGUGGUGCUGUGUUUCGAUCUGAAGAUCAGCGAGUACGUGAUGCAGCGCUUCAGCCCGUGCUGCAUGUGUCUGAGCAAGAGCUCUCGCGAGCGCGAGGAGCAGCAGCCGCUGGUGGGAUGGAGCGACAACAGCAGCCUGAGAGUUCACCGGCGCUCUCGAGCCGACAGCGGCAUCUUCCAGGACGACUCCGGAUAUUCCCACCUCUCGCUCAGUCUGCACGGCUUGAACGAGAUCGGCGAAGAGCAGAAGAGCGUGUUCACGAUGCCCGAACACGACCUCAAGCGGAUCCUUUGGGUUUUGUCGCUUCCGGCCAUCGUGUUGUUGUUCCUGACCAUUCCCGACUGCAGGAGACGCUUCUGGAAGAAAUGGUAUAUGAUCACCUUCCUGAUGUCUGCCGUCUGGAUCUCAGGCUUCACCUACGUCCUGGUGUGGAUGGUAACUGUCGUCGGUGAGACGCUGGGAAUCCCGGAUACAGUCAUGGGAAUGACACUCCUGGCAGCAGGAACCAGCAUUCCCGACACUGUGGCCAGUGUGAUGGUGGCUCGUGAAGGUAAGGCUGACAUGGCCAUGUCCAACAUCGUGGGCUCCAACGUCUUCGACAUGCUGUGUCUCGGUCUGCCGUGGUUCAUCAAGACAGUGUUUGUGGACACUGGAUCUCCAGUGGAAGUCAACAGCACCGGUUUGGUCUUCAUGUCCUGUACGCUGCUGCUCUCCAUCGUCUUCCUCUUCUUGGCUGUUCACAUUAACGGAUGGAAGUUGGACUGGAAAUUGGGCCUGGUGUCUCUGGUGUGCUACAUCCUCUUCGCCACGCUGUCUAUCUUGUAUGAGCUCGGGAUCAUCGGGAACAACCCAAUCAGAGCCUGCAGUGACUAACGUUCUGCUGGAGUCGUGUUCAGUGAAGCGUCUGAUUGAAUGCCACUGGAUUGGGUUUGAUCAGCCGGUUUGAUUUCAGUGCUGCUCGAUCCAUCAGGCGAUCAUGUGGCCACACUGGCUGUCAAAAAUGAUUUUGUUCCUCAAUAUUUCUGUCUUGUUUUCCAUUACAAAUAUCUAAACAUUGUUAAAUCAAGAUACAUUUACUGGAGAAGCAAAAUGACUGAAGAUAUUAAGUCUUGUUUAUUGAAAAAAAAUGCAGCGAGUUCAAACUUCAAAAUCUGCCAAUGGAGUCAGAAUAAUAAAGUUAAUUCAAAGGGAAAACAAGAUUAUUUUUCUGACUCCAUUGGCAGAUAUUUGUUCUUGUUUUAAGCAAAAACAUGGUUAAUUUUAAUCAAUUUUUCAGUAAACAAAACAUCUUCAGUCAUUUUUCUUCUCCAGUAAAUGUAUCUUGAUUUAAGAAGGUUUAGAUAUUUGUGCUGGAAAACAAGACAGAAACACUGAGGAAGAGCAUCAUUUUUGCAGCGCAUGGACAAAAAUAUAAGGUUGAGUUUUUUUUAACUGGAAGUUCUUUUAACGUUAUUUUUCCCCAUUGGUUUAUUGAUUUUGAACAAACGAACAAAAGUCAAACGAUGGUCCAUUUAGAAAAGUGAUUCUGUAAGGGAUGCUUUUGACCUCGAUGUAUCAAACGUUUCUAUUAAAAAUUAAUAUAUUCACAUAAAACAUGUUCUAAAGCUCUUUAAAACUGACUUUGUACUUUAUAUGCAAUAAUUUUAAUCAGGUUAAAGUCGCAUCAUUAAAAAUCAGCAGUUUUUUAUUGAAAUUAUAUGACUGUAUAAGGAUAGAUGGCGAUAUUUUAAUUAACAAAGCAGAAAAUCUUUAAACUGUCUUCAAAAAACAAAAAAAGGGUGAAAAUUUCUAAACAUUCUUGAAUCAAGAUACAUUUACUUGAAAAGCAAAAGAUAUUGAGUAUAGUAAGUACAGAAAAACUGAAAAUGAAGCGAGUUUGUGCUUAAAAUGAACAAUGGAGUCAGAAAAAUAAUCUUUUCCCUUUGAAUUAAAUUGUUUUUGAUUCUU